UGGACGAAAUGGUAAAGCUUUUGACUGACAUCCGUGACUUACUGGAGGAGAGCUCGAAUAGUGCCUCGGGAAACUGCCCCGUCGGUUUCGAAAAUGCUGAGGGCCUCUGUCUGCAUCUCGGUGCACAGGAGAUGACGUGGGAGAACGCCCGCAGGUAUUGCCAGACGCUCGGGGGAUCCUUGGCAACCGGCCUUCAAAAUGUCGUGAUUGGUCGUUCGUUCGUUCGAAAAUCUAACACACUCCACACCGUUUGGAUCGGAGGCCAUGACAUGUUCGAGGAAGGGACGUGGGAGUGGCUUUCUGGACAAGCCAUGCCGACUGACCCCUCAUUCUGGUCGUAUUAUCUUGGAGUCCAGCAGCCGAACGACGGAGGAAGUGGUGAAGACUGUGCCGGUCU
This is a messenger RNA of Penaeus monodon (black tiger shrimp), 397 nucleotides long. RefSeq names its product perlucin-like protein. Lineage: Eukaryota; Metazoa; Arthropoda; Malacostraca; Decapoda; Penaeidae. The record is from RefSeq and is a predicted model, not a curated record.